Messenger RNA from Poecilia reticulata (guppy), 1924 nucleotides. RefSeq names its product bone morphogenetic protein 5 (gene bmp5). Gene Ontology annotation, molecular function: cytokine activity; growth factor activity. NCBI's taxonomy places the organism in Eukaryota, Metazoa, Chordata, Actinopteri, Cyprinodontiformes, Poeciliidae. The record is from RefSeq and is a predicted model, not a curated record. Gene Ontology annotation, cellular component: extracellular region.
UUUUAUGUCAGAGGAGUAAGGUGAGGGACGGGGUCACCGCUUCAUAAAUACCCGGAGACUCUGGAUAGACCUUGGCGGAGUAAACGGGCCUACUGCCAGACAAAGUUCUCACACAGGACAGGAGUACCGAUUUUUCCUGCAGACUUUGUACCCAAACAGAUUCCUGUCUUACUACCGUGAAACUUGUGGCUCCUCUAUUUUUUUUUUAUGGAAAGUUUAUGAAUCCGUAUUUGUAGACUUUUAGAGAAUUUUUUUUCUUAUUUUUUUCCCCCCUCAGAGAUUGCUAUGUAGUUCAUCCUCUCGUCUCUAAGAGAGCAAUUUGCCAGGAUGACAGCGCUUUGUACUCCUCUGAGCCGCGCACUUUUCGCACUUGCUUGGAGUAGUCUGAGUUUUCUUUCCUGCGCUCAAUGCGCCCUCACUGACAACCAUGUGCACUCCAGCUUUAUUUACAGGAGGUUGCGCAAUCACGAGCGCAGGGAGAUCCAGAGAGAGAUCCUUUCCAUCCUGGGUUUGCCUCACCGUCCGAGGCCCUUCUCUCCCGGGAAACAGGCGUCCUCCGCACCGCUCUUCAUGCUCGACCUAUACAACGCCAUGGCCGUGGAGGAGGAGGAAGGGGUGGCGGUGUUGAACCGGAGCGUAGGGAAGAGCUUCAGUGCCAAAGCUCAAGGGCACUCCAAGAAAAGUUACUACAACCCGCAGCACGCCGGCUACUCCCGUGUGCCGCAGCCCUACAGAGCGGCCCCUCUGCUGGGGCACAGUCCUUCACUAACCACGGCGCACGACACCAAUUUCCUCAAUGAUGCUGAUAUGGUUAUGAGCUUUGUCAAUUUAGUGGAGAAAGAUAAAGAUUUUUCUCACCAAAGAAGACACUACAAGGAGUUCCGUUUUGACCUGACUCAGAUCCCAGAUGGAGAGGCGGUGACCGCAGCAGAAUUUAGGAUCUAUAAGGACCGCAGUCACGCUCGCUACAGCAAUAUCACCCUGAAGGUUUCCAUAUAUCAAGUUAUCAAAGAAUAUCAUAACAAAGAUGCGGAGACAUUUUUGCUCGACUCCAAAAAGGUGCAGGCGUCUAACGGGGGCUGGCUUGUGUUUGAUAUAACAGCCACCAGUAACCAUUGGGUGAUAAAUCCACAGCAAAAUUUUGGUCUUCAGCUCUGUGUGGAAAUGAUGGAUGGAAGGAGCAUCAACAUAAAAUCUGCUGGAAUCAUCGGGAGGAACGGGCCUCAGUCCAAACAGCCAUUUGUCGUUGCUUUCUUCAAGGCCAGUGGAAUUCUGCUCCGCUCUGUGAGAGCUGCUGGCGGAAAGAAAAAGAACCACAAUCGCAAUAAAUCAACUAAUCAACAAGAAUCAUCAAGGAUGUCAAAACCUGGAGACUAUAACACAAGUGAACAAAAGCAGGCCUGCAAAAAGCAUGAGCUCUAUGUCAGCUUUCGAGAUUUGGGGUGGCAGGAUUGGAUCAUUGCACCGGAGGGCUAUGCUGCUUUUUAUUGUGACGGUGAAUGCUCUUUUCCACUUAAUGCUCAAAUGAAUGCAACAAAUCAUGCUAUUGUGCAAACCCUGGUACAUUUAAUGUUUCCUGACAACGUGCCAAAGCCCUGCUGUGCCCCAACCAAGCUCAACGCAAUAUCAGUGCUGUACUUUGAUGACAGCUCUAAUGUUAUUCUGAAAAAAUACAGAAAUAUGGUUGUCAGAUCAUGUGGGUGCCAUUAGUUUUGACGCAGUUUAAUUUUUGGAGCCUGAAAUGGAAAUUGCUGGGAAGCACAUCUGUUGCAGGUGUGAUUGGAUGUACAGUAUUAUGUAUAUAAAGUUUUCUUGGUUAAUUUAUUUCCCUUUAAACGAAUAGCACUGAAUACUGUAAUAUUUAAGUGACUAGUACAAAAUGAUAUUUGACUUUAUGUGCAUAAUCUUUUCCCUUGUGUGUCCU